Molecule: messenger RNA, 2172 nt
Organism: Salvelinus namaycush (lake trout)
Lineage: Eukaryota; Metazoa; Chordata; Actinopteri; Salmoniformes; Salmonidae
Gene: capn3a
Product: calpain 3a, (p94)
Exons: 22
Coding region: 1-2172 (723 amino acids)
Biological process (GO): proteolysis; negative regulation of apoptotic process
Cellular component (GO): cytoplasm
Molecular function (GO): calcium ion binding; calcium-dependent cysteine-type endopeptidase activity
Source: RefSeq, a predicted model, not a curated record
AUGCCCUUUACACCGUCCGGCUUCUUCUGUGACCGGUUGAUCCGGGAGAGAGAGAGAAGAGACGGAGAAGGAUCCCUCAGCAAGCCCCUGCGCUUCAGAGGACAGGACUUUGCCACACUGAAACAAGAGUGCCUCACCAAGAAGUGCCUGUUUGAGGAUGACACCUUUCCAGCCUCCGUGGAAUCUCUGGGAUACAAGGAGCUGGGACACAAGUCCAACAAGGUCAAGAACAUUGUCUGGAAGAGACCCAAGGAGAUCUGUGAGAACCCUCAGUUCAUUGUGGGCGGAGCCAGCAGGACAGACAUUUGCCAGGGAGACCUUGGUGACUGCUGGCUGCUAGCUGCUAUCGCCUGUCUGACUCUGAACGAAAAGCUUCUCUACCGGGUCGUUCCUCAGGAACAGAGCUUCUCCGAGGGAUAUGGAGGAAUCUUCCACUUCCAGUUCUGGCGCUAUGGCGACUGGGUUGACGUCGUCAUUGACGACCGCAUCCCCACCUUCAACAACCAGCUGGUGUUCACCAAGUCUGCUGAGAGGAACGAGUUCUGGAGCGCCCUGCUGGAGAAGGCCUACGCCAAGCUUCACGGUUCCUAUGAGGCCCUGAAGGGCGGUAACACCACGGAGGCCAUGGAAGACUUCACCGGGGGCGUGACAGAAUUCUAUGAGAUGAAGGAGGCGCCCAAGGAGCUGUACAAGAUCAUGAAGAAGGCCCUGGAGAGAGGCUCCCUGAUGGGCUGCUCUAUCGACUCCCUGGUUCCCGCUCGCUUUGAGACCCGUACUGCGACUGGCCUCGUGAAGGGCCACGCCUACUCUGUGACUGCCGUUGAAGAGUGUAAGCAGUCCCAGCACAAGGCAUCUAAGGUGCGUCUGGUGCGCCUCAGGAACCCCUGGGGACAGGUGGAGUGGAACGGGCCCUGGAGUGACAACUCUAAGGAGUGGGUGUCUCUGUCUAAGGGAGAGAAGGACAAGCUCCAGCAUCAGAGUGCUGAGGACGGUGAGUUCUGGAUGUCCUUUGAGGACUUCAAGAAGAACUACACCAAGAUAGAGAUUUGCAACCUGACCCCUGAUGCCCUGGAGGACGAUAAGCUCCACAAGUGGACGGUGUCUGUGAACGAGGGUCGUUGGGUCAGAGGCUGCUCCGCCGGGGGCUGCAGGAACUACCCAAAUACAUUCUGGACCAACCCUCAGUUCCGUUUGUGUCUCCUGGAGGAGGAUGAUGACUCAGAGGACAACGAGGUGGCGUGUUCCUUUGUGAUCGCUCUGAUGCAGAAGAACAGACGGAAAGAGAGGAAGAUGGGAGCCAAUCUCUUCACCAUCGGUUUUGCCAUCUACGAGGUGCCGAAGGAGAUGCACGGCAACAAGCAGCCCAUGCAGAAGGACUUCUUCCUGUUCAACUCAUCCAAGGCUCGCUGCAAGUCCUACAUCAACCUGAGGGAGGUGACCCAGCGCUUCCGUCUGAGCCCCGGGGAGUACGUGAUCAUCCCGUCUACCUAUGAGCCUCACCAGGAGGGAGAGUUCAUCCUCAGAGUCUUCUCCGAAAAGAGGAACACCUCAGAGGAGAUAGAGAACAAGAUCGAGGCUGACCAUCCAGUGCCGGCCCCAGCCAAUGCGGGGGAGGAGAGGGAGGAGGACCAGCAGUUCCGGAGCAUCUUUCAGCAGAUAGCCGGGGAUGUGAGUACGGGGAGGCCAGUGAGCGCUUGGGGGAAUGAAAUGGAAAUUACCGCCAACGAGCUGAAGAAUGUACUCAACAGGGUUGUCUCCAUACAUAAGGACCUGAACACAGAGGGGUUUAGCCUGGAGAGCUGCAGGAGCAUGAUCUCUCUCAUGGACAUGGACGGGACUGGCAGACUCAACCUGCAGGAGUUCAGACAUCUCUGGAACAAGAUCAAACAGUGGCAGGGAAUCUUUCGACACUAUAGCUCGGACCAGGCUGGUAUCAUCAACAGCUACGAGAUGAGAAAUGCCGUCAACGAUGCAGGCUUCCGUCUCAACAAUCAGCUCUAUGACAUCAUCACCAUGCGUUACGCCAACGAGGACAUGAACAUCGACUUUAACAGUUUCAUCAGCUGUCUGGUCCGGCUGGAAGCCAUGUUCAGGGCGUUCCAAGCCUUUGAUCAGGAUGGUACGAUCAGACUUAGUGUCUUGGAGUGGCUCCAGCUGACCAUGUAUGCCUAG